Messenger RNA from Moneuplotes crassus, 941 nucleotides. Lineage: Eukaryota; Ciliophora; Spirotrichea; Euplotida; Euplotidae. The record is from the annotation of a GenBank genome assembly.
UAAUUUUAGAUUUAUAUGAACAAUAUGAGCAUUCGCCCCAAGAGAAGAGCUGCACGUCAGCAGAACUACAAUGAAGAUGAUUUGUACCUAGAACAAGAAUUUAUCGAGCCCCCACCAGCUAAGCCUCAACAAAUGAGUCACCACACCUUUAUGGAACCAAAGAGCAGGAUUCCUCAGCAUAAAGUCCCACAGGUUAUAUUAAAGAAAGAAAUUGUAAAACCCCCAACUGAAGAAUUUAGCUUGAAAUCUUUUCUCUCUGCUAAAAUUCCUUCCAAAAGGGUCAAGACUAGACUUUGUGGCUCUAAGCGGUCAAGCAUUGUUGAUGCUGAAAGUUACACUAGGAUCUUAUCCAGUAAGAGAAGAGAUACCCAAAAUAAAAGGAAGAGAAAAGAAGAUCUCAAGAACAUUGGGCAGAAACUAGAAAGAGAGAGGCAUUUCUCUCAGUACAUUUCACCUGAUUUUUGUGCUCCAAAUUCCAGCCAGUCUCUCCUAGAUUCUAGCUUUGCUAGUAUGAAAUAUCAAUCACAUCCAGACCAAAACUAUGAAAGGGCUAAUUCUACUAGAGUAGCUAAAGAUCCAGUAAAUACAGUGAAAAGGACUAGAGAAGAAAAUUCUAAAGGUGCUGAUGAGACUGAGCUCAAGAGCACAGUAGUCAGUCUCUAUGACAGACCCCAGAACAAGAGUCCAGAAAGAAACAGACUCGGAAUCGAGCCUGAAUUAAUAGCUCCAGGGUCACAAAACAUUGAAUCUCCUGGUUCAAUGGAAAUUAAUGAUUCCUCGAAUAAUUCAAAUGAUCAAGAUGAUGAGUGUCUAAUUGACCAACUUUGGAAAAAGACAGAGCGUGAAUACGAGGAAAUGAUUGGAGACAGUUUCCAAGACUUUUAAACGAAAAUUCUUUCUGAAGAUCCUAUUGCUAACCUUAAUUAAUCAAAUACAAUCUA